Molecule: messenger RNA, 1224 nt
Organism: Linepithema humile (Argentine ant)
Lineage: Eukaryota; Metazoa; Arthropoda; Insecta; Hymenoptera; Formicidae
Gene: Coq3
Product: ubiquinone biosynthesis protein COQ3, mitochondrial
Biological process (GO): ubiquinone biosynthetic process
Cellular component (GO): mitochondrion
Molecular function (GO): 2-methoxy-6-polyprenyl-1,4-benzoquinol methyltransferase activity
Source: RefSeq, a predicted model, not a curated record
AAAUAAAAAAUUAAAUAUCUAUAAAUUAUAAGUGAUUUAAAAAUAUUUAUAACCAACUUUAACCGUAUCGAUAAUACAAUCGCGACUUGCGGCAUAUUGAGUGUGGAGUGUCAUUCUAAUGAUGUGUUAUUCCAGCAAUAUUUUAAGUUAUAAUUGUAAACACAAUUGCGAUUGAAUAAAAUGAGUGCCUUAAAAGUUCUCACGUAUCCAAAUAAACUGUUAAAACUCAUUCUUUGGAACAGAAUGAUACAAUAUACCAAUAGAAUAGCUAGACCAAUGUCAACAAUAGAUCACAAACAGAUUGAACAUCAUUCUAGUUUUAAAAAUGACUGGUGGGAUUUGAAUGGCAAGAUGAGCGGUCUUCAUAUAUUUGCACCAUUGAGAGUACAGUUUAUAAGAAAAGGUUUGGCUAAUACUGGACUUAAAACAAAAAGUCUAACUCUUCCAUUGGAAGGAGUAAAGAUUGCAGAUAUUGGCUGUGGUGGAGGUAUAUUGACUGAACGUUUGGCUAGAAUAGGAGCACAAGUAACUGGAAUUGACCCAUCAGUAGAAUUGAUAGAUAUUGCUAAGCAGCAUGUACAAUUGGAUUCUGAUAUAUCAGAUAGAGUGAAUUACAUUCAAACAACUAUAGAAGAGUUUUCCGAAAAAAAUGAGGAAUUAUAUGAUGUUGUUGUGGCUUCUGAGGUCUUAGAGCAUCUAGUAAAUCCGGAAUUAUUUUUAAAGGAAUCUGUGAAAAUUUUAAAACCUGGAGGAUCAAUUUUUAUAACAACAAUAAAUAAAACUCCAGCAUCUUGGUUCGGUGGUAUUAUAGUAGCUGAAUAUAUUAUUAAUAUUGUACCUCGUGGUACUCAUACAUGGGAUAAAUUUAUUGCUCCACAUGAAGUACAACGUAUAUUAGAGAAAUAUGGAUGCAAAACAAAAUUAAUUCAUGGAGCAAUGAUUAAUCUACUUACAAAUCGAUGGUCUUGGACAUCAUGUACAGCAAUUAAUUAUGCACUUCAUGCAAUUAAACAAAAAAAGACUGAUACUCAACAGUAAUUCUUGGAAAAUGUAAUUUUUGUUGUUGUAAAUAAGUUGUAUCAAUAGUGUUUUCUCGAUUUAUUGAUAAUCUUUAUUGAGAUUAAAUGUAUCAUAAUUGCAUACUAAUAUAUAUGCGUGCUAGAAUAUUAUUUGUAUAAAAGAGAAAUCCAUUUUCUAUAAUAAACAUUGCUGUGUAACAGAGUA